This is a messenger RNA of Myotis brandtii (Brandt's bat), 2283 nucleotides long. It is a transcript of the gene TRIM36, whose product is annotated as tripartite motif containing 36. NCBI's taxonomy places the organism in Eukaryota, Metazoa, Chordata, Mammalia, Chiroptera, Vespertilionidae. The coding region runs from base 12 to 2192 and encodes 726 amino acids. Gene Ontology annotation, molecular function: protein binding; zinc ion binding. The record is from RefSeq and is a predicted model, not a curated record. The transcript has 12 exons.
GCGGAAUAUGAAUGGUUACCAUUAAGAAUAUCGAAAGAGAGCUCAUUUGCCCAGCAUGCAAGGAGCUGUUUACCCACCCGUUGAUUCUCCCUUGUCAACAUAAUAUUUGUCAUAAGUGUGUGAAAGAACUCUUACUGACGCUUGAUGAUUCAUUCAAUGACGUGGGAUCAGACAACUCCAAUCAGAGCAGUCCUCGACUUUGGGUCACCUCCCCUAGCUUGGAUAAAAUUGACAGGAUUAACAGACCAGCAUCACAACGGAGAUCUUUGGGGUGGAGAGGUCAUAAGAAGAUACUAAAUGGCUGGAAGCGCAAUUCAUUGACGCCUAAGACAACUACUUUUCCUUGUCCUGGCUGUGAGCAUGAUGUGGAUCUUGGAGAGCGAGGAAUCAACGGUCUAUUUCGAAAUUUCACUUUGGAAACUAUUGUUGAAAGAUAUCGGCAGGCAGCCAGGGCAGCCACAGCCAUUAUGUGUGAUCUUUGUAAACCACCACCUCAAGAAUCCACAAAAAGUUGCAUGGACUGUAGUGCAAGCUACUGCAAUGAAUGCUUUAAAAUUUAUCAUCCUUGGGGUACUAUAAAAGCCCAACAUGAGUAUGUGGGCCCAACCACUAAUUUUAGACCCAAGAUUUUAAUGUGCCCAGAACAUGAAACGGAGAGAGUCAACAUGUACUGUGAAUUAUGUAGGAGGCCAGUUUGUCAUCUCUGUAAGCUGGGUGGUGGUAAUCAUUCCAAUCACCGUGUAACCACUAUGAGCAGUGCCUACAAAACCUUAAAGGAAAAACUUUCAAAGGAUAUUAAUUACCUUAUUGGCAAGGAGAGCCAGGUGAAGAGUCAAAUUUCGGAACUAAACUUGUUAAUGAAAGAAACAGAGUGUAAUGGAGAGAGGGCUAAAGAAGAUGCAAUUACACAUUUUGAAAAGCUCUUUGAAAUUCUAGAAGAGAGGAAAUCAAGUGUUUUGAAAGCAAUCGAUGCUUCAAAGAAACUAAGAUUAGACAAAUUUCAGACUCAAAUGGAAGAAUAUCAGGGGCUUCUAGAGAACAAUGGACUUGUGGGAUAUGCUCAAGAAGUGCUUAAGGAGACAGAUCAGUCUUGCUUCGUACAGACAGCCAAACAACUCCACCUCAGAAUACAGAAAGCUACGGAAUCUUUGAAGAGCUUUAGACCUGCGGCCCAGACUUCUUUUGAAGAUUAUGUUAUUAAUACAUCUAAACAAACAGAACUUCUUGGAGAAUUGUCCUUUUUCUCUAGUGGCAUAGAUGUGCCAGAGAUCAAUGAGGAACAGAGCAAAGUUUAUAACAAUGCGUUGAUAAAUUGGCACCAUCCAGAAAAGGAUACAGCUGAUAGCUAUGUCCUCGAAUAUCGGAAGAUUAAUAGAGAUCAGGAAAUGUUGUCUUGGAAUGAGGUAGAAGUUUGUGGCACAAGUAAAGUUAUUUCAGAACUUGAAAGUAACUGUAACUACGCUUUCAGAGUAAGAGCCUACAAGGGUUCCAUCUGCAGUCCUUGCAGCAGAGAAUUGAUUCUUCAUACUCCUCCGGCUCCAGUUUUCAAUUUCCUCUUUGAUGAAAAAUGUGGUUAUAAUAAUGAACACCUCUUGCUGAACUUGAAGAGAGACCGUGUAGAGAGUAGAGCUGGAUUUAACCUUCUGCUUGCUGCAGAACGCAUCCAAGUGGGAUACUACACAAGCUUAGACUACAUCAUUGGAGAUGUUGGGAUUACAAAAGGGAAGCACUUCUGGGCCUUCCGUGUGGAACCCUAUUCAUACCUGGUCAAAGCAGGAGUUGCUUCCAGUGAUAAACUGCAAGAAUGGCUUCGUUCUCCCCGGGAUGCAGUGAGUCCAAGAUAUGAGCAAGACAGUGGACAUGACAGCGGAAGUGAGGAUGCCUGUUUUGAUUCUUCACAACGCUUUACGUUAGUUACUAUAGGCAUGAAGAAGUUCUUUAUACCCAAGUCACCUACUUUUAAUGAAGCUGAAAAUAGAGUUCUCCCCAUGCCAACAAGUAUAGGGGUUUUCCUCGACUAUGAUAAAGGCAAAGUGGGCUUCUAUGACAUGGAUCACAUGAAAUGCCUUUAUGAGCGCCAGGUGGACUGUUCGAGCACCAUGUAUCCAGCAUUUGCAUUAAUGGGCAGUGGAGGAAUUCAGCUUGAAGAACCCAUCAUGACAAAAUAUCUAGAAUACGAAGAGGACAUGUAGUUUAAGCAUCUGAUGUGACUUAGAAGGAAAAAUGUAGGCAAAACAAUGCCUGGGUGUUUACCUUCGUAACUAAUUACAUAUCAUCUAAGUA